Cutaneotrichosporon cavernicola is the source of this 2052-nucleotide messenger RNA. RefSeq lists its product as uncharacterized. The record is from RefSeq and is a predicted model, not a curated record. Bases 1 to 2052 code for a protein of 683 amino acids. NCBI's taxonomy places the organism in Eukaryota, Fungi, Basidiomycota, Tremellomycetes, Trichosporonales, Trichosporonaceae. The transcript has 12 exons. Gene Ontology annotation, molecular function: helicase activity; RNA binding. Gene Ontology annotation, cellular component: catalytic step 2 spliceosome; intracellular anatomical structure.
AUGCCGCCCCUCCAGUUCUGGAAACCUGGAACGGUUGCACCCGGUAGUAGCCUUGAUCGCGAGACUGAGGCUGAGGGUGCGCUCGCAAUCUCCUCGGCGCGCGCGGGCAACCUGAGCCUCGAAGGCGCCCGCCAGCGUCUCCCGAUCUACAAGCACCGCAGCAACUUGUUGUGGUGUAUCGAACGGUAUGCUGUGACAAUUGUGGUCGGCCAGGCGGGCAGUGGCAAGUCGACGCAAAUACCCCAAUACCUCCACGAGGCGGGGUGGACCGCAGGCGGGCGGGUGGUAGGGUGCACGCAGCCUCGACGCGUAGCAGCGACUUCAGUGGCAACACGCGUAGCAGAGGAAGUGGGGACCGUGUUGGGCGACGAAGUGGGGUACUCGAUCCGCUUUGAGGACCUGUCCAACCCAGAGCGCACGCGCAUCAAGUACCUCACGGACGGGAUGCUGUUCCGCGAGUGUAUGGUCGACCCAUUGCUGAGCAAGUACAGCGUCAUCAUGAUCGACGAGGCGCACGAGCGCGGAGCGUACACCGACCUCCUUAUGGGGCUACUCAAGAAGAUCAUGAAGAAGCGCCCGGAACUACGCGUGGUCGUGUCCUCUGCGACCAUCGAUGCCGAGGACUUUCUCGAAUAUUUCAACACGAACGCGGACGGGCCCGACAAGUCGAACGACGACGCGAUCAUCGUCAGCAUUGAGGGGCGCAUGUUCCCCGUCGAGGUCGCAUACUUGAAAGAGCCUAUUGUCGACUACGUCCAGGCAGCCGUCGACACCGUUUUCAACAUCCACCUGAAGGAACCAGCAGGUGACGUGCUCGUCUUCCUCACAGGGCGAGAAGAAAUCGACAAUGCGGUCCAACAGGUGGCGGACAGGUUACAGAGCCUUCCUCGCGCUGCGCCCAGGAUCCUUGCACUGCCGCUGUACGCCACUCUUCCCCCAGAAGAGCAGGACAUUAUCUUCGACCCGCCACCACGAGACACGCGCAAGGUCAUCUUCGCGACCAACAUCGCCGAGGCCAGUGUGACGAUUGACGGGAUCAAGUAUGUUGUCGACACAGGCUUUGUCAAGCGUGCAGGUCGAGCGGGUCGAACGUCAGCUGGCAAGUGCUACCGCCUGUAUCCCUCCGGCGUCCUGCCAUCCAACAACCCGCUAUCCCCUAUGCCAAUAACCACACCGCCAGAGCUCGUCCGCUCUGACGUGAGCAUGUACCUACUCCAACUUAAAGCGUUAGGCAUCGACAACCUCGCCAAGUUCGACUUCAUGAGUCCGCCGCCUAGCGACAUGAUGGUGCGCUCCCUUGAGUUCCUUUACUCGCUCAAGGCGCUCGACGAGGAGGGAAGGUUGACGCGGCCACUGGGCGAACGCAUGGCCGAGCUCCCAUUAGACCCGAUGAUGGCUGCUAUCCUCCUCAACUCGUUCACGUUCAAGUGUAGUGAAGAAAUCUUGACAAUCGCGGCCAUGACACAGGUGCAGAGUGUCUUCGUCAUCCCGCAGGGCGGGAUGCGCGCGACCAUGGCCGAAAUGGAGCGCCGCAAGUUCACCGCCGAGGAAGGCGACCACCUGACGCUCCUCAAUGCGUACAAUGCCUUCGUGCGCUACGGGCAGAAAGACAAGUCGUGGUGCGGUAAUCACCGCAUCAACUUCAAGUCGCUGUCGCGCGCCGUGGCGAUCCGGAAACAGCUCAAGAAGUUCUUCGAUCGCUUCCACAUCCCCCUCGUGAGCUGUGGCAGCGACCAUGUCACGCUGCGCAAGUGCCUGGUGUCGGGGUACUUCAAGAACGCUGCCCGCAUGUUGCCCGACGGCACGUUCCGGAGCGCGCGUGAAGGAGCUAUCCUCCACGUCCACCCGUCCUCGGUCAUGUUUACGCGCCAGCCCUCGACGGGCUGGGUCAUCUUCCACGAGGUCAUCGAGACGACCAAGAGCUUUAUGCGUGACCUUACCGUUGUCGAGGAGGACUGGCUCGUCGAGCUUGCGCAAGUUGCUCUCCGCUAUCUAACUGACGCCAGACCUCAUUACUACCAGUUCAAGGGCGGCGGCAUCAAGCAGCAUUAA